AUGAAUCUACCCGUUGAUGCUCGCAUAACUGAGUUCAGUCAUCUCGCCUCAUACAACUGGAUCGAGCGUCCGACGCCGACCAUUGCCGUUCCGGGCAGUCCCGCCGAAUGGUCACCGCCUACCGGUCCUACCCGACUGAAAAAGGACACGGGCUACUUCUAUACGGCGCAGAACCUGGCCCGCCGUCCCGAAAGCCCGCUUGAGCCUUUGUUUUGCGCCAUGCUCCUCACCGAUCCCUCGGUUGACCUCCGCUCAAUUGAUGUCGUAACUGAUCGAAACAACAUUCGAAAGCUGCUGUCGUUUGUCGAACCCAGGAACGGGAAGAACGGGGCUGAAGAUUUCGUGAUCAACAUUGAGAUUGUUGGCAAGACGGCUCUUUUCUCCCGCGAAGAGAAGGAGGCCAGGCGAUACAUCGCACCGAACGAGUUCCGGGGCCACGGCCACGAGUUUGAGGAGGCAUACACCACGAGCAAGGUACAGGGCAGUACUGGACAUUACAGGAUCGCUUCAUACUUGUUUGGCGAUCUCAAAUUUCUCGUCAGAUACGAGGUGGAUGGUUAUGUUUCCCCUGUUGGAGGGGCAGAUACAAGUAGCAUCCUUGCUCACAAGCUAUCCUCCUUGCAAUUUUCAAAGGCACCGCCGGAGCCAUUAUCAGCAUCGUAUGAACAGCCAGGGUCGAAACUGAGGGUGGUAGUGGAGGGAAAAACGAUCCUAUCAGAACAAUGCUUAGAGAUUAAGACCCGAGUCGCCCACAAACCCCUACAUAUUCAAGAUAUCAUGCCACAACUUUGGGCAUCGCAAACAACGAAGCUUGUGCGAGCUUACCACACCGGUGGCCUCUUUCAGUCCCCAAUCGUUGAGGAUGUAACUGACGAGAUAAAGAAAUGGGAGAAAAAUAACGAAAGCACUUUGAAGAAACUAAUGGCAGUGGUUUCCAAGAUCCUUGAUGUUGCCAAACGAUCUGGUGGUCCUGUUCAGGUCAGAUACAGCGCAGCAGAGGGCCAACUGUGUUUGUACAACAAUGACUCUAUGAACAUGCUGCCGGACGAUAUUUACGUCAAAUGGAGCUCGACGAUAGAGACAAAAAGCUUGUCAGCUCUCAAGACUCCGGACAUGACUUCUGAUGUCAAAGACACCCUGCCGGUUAUCGUGGGAGGGAAGCAGUAUCUCGUUGAUCUAAACAAAUUCCCCUUUUUCCAAACUCUAAUGGCAUCGCGAUCACCAGAGUCAAAGGAGGCAGUUUUGAUCCACAAAGAUAUUCCCUUUUUCGGGGCGAUCAAUUACAGUGUUCAACAUGGAUUACGGAACCUCUUCAGGCGAACGCCAAAUCGCAUUCAGGACUACCAUACCCUGUGCGAGACUCUUGAUAGCCUUGGGAUUGACGUUUGCCAGGGACUUAAUCUCCAAAACAUCAUCAAGCUGCUGAAGGUGGAAUCGGACGAUUAUGACCCAGAGGAACGAAGAGUGAUCCGGAGGAAUAAAACGGCCGCCCGUGACGCUGCAUUCCGUUUUGUAUACCUGUUGUUCAAAGGCGGAUCCACGUCGCAGUUUCCGUCAUCUUCAUUACCGGCACUAUCAACACAGGACCGAGCCAUCGCUUACAAUGCGGUCAGCUACGUCGUGUCGCAUCGCAGGAUCUUCGGCUACAAGACACGCAGCAUGGUCCGAGAAGCCUUUGAAGCUGCCUCCUCCUUGACGUACAAGCAGCGCUUGGCACUGGAUAAGUGGCCAAUCACAGAGCCCAGCCAUAGUGGAUGGGAGGAUGAUGAGACAACCAAUGACGAAGGCGAGUGUUAUGCUGAUUUGUAUUGGGGUUCAGAGUCGUCGUAA
Molecule: messenger RNA, 1830 nt
Organism: Pyricularia pennisetigena
Lineage: Eukaryota; Fungi; Ascomycota; Sordariomycetes; Magnaporthales; Pyriculariaceae
Exons: 1
Coding region: 1-1830 (609 amino acids)
Source: RefSeq, a predicted model, not a curated record